Molecule: messenger RNA, 465 nt
Organism: Didymosphaeria variabile
Lineage: Eukaryota; Fungi; Ascomycota; Dothideomycetes; Pleosporales; Didymosphaeriaceae
Exons: 1
Coding region: 1-465 (154 amino acids)
Source: RefSeq, a predicted model, not a curated record
AUGGCUUCCAACAUGGAGUGGUCUCCCGACUUCUGCCUCUCCUGCGACCGCCAGAUAGCCGAAGGCGGUGCCUACUGCUCGCAAGCAUGCCGACUAGCAGACCUGGAGAAGGCCAAAUCACCCUCACAGCUGUCUUCGUCAGCCUCCUCGACGGGCUCGUCAACCAACGGCUUCUACCUCCCACCCGCAGUCAACUUCUCCGCAUACAAGACACCGACACCGUCGAGGGGAUUCGACACAUCCUACCACUAUUACCCCACCAACAACGGCACCUACUUCGCACCCACGGCGUCGGCAUCUCAAUCACAGCAUCAACAACGCAGCCUCACACCCUCGUCUUCACGGUCGUCGUUAGCGUCUGCUCACUCCCAGACGACGGGCAUCUCCGCUCAAGCAGCGAGUCAACUCAACUAUUACGCCCGAAACUUCGACCAGGUUCGCGAGAUCAAGAGAAGGAUGACCUAG